CCCUGUGCCCACCCUCUCCCUCACACUGUUCUGCGAUCCUUCGGACGAGCCAGUCUUCAGCAACAGUUUCUGAUGCCAGCAGGGCCAGCGUCCGAACAGCAGCCACGACGCAGCAAGAGGAUCACCGAUCUCCAACAGCGACAGCAACCUCCAGUUCCACAACCACCACAGACCAGUACUCAGAUGGCGAACAUGCCACACAGCGGAUCAUCAUCCGAGGGUUUGACAGCUAGUAAUGCCGAACCCUUACCGGUCUGUCCGGUGCAAGGGUCAAAUAAGCCCCUCCCGGACUUCAUUCAGAGAAUGCAGGACUACACUGCCGCACUCACCCAGGUCAAGGAACAGCAAGAGGCUGCCGCAGCCGAAAGACUACGGCUAGUAGAGGAAGCUGCAGCACAAACCCGGCGUCAAGCCGAGGCAGACCAGUUGGCGAUCGAUCAGCUCAACGCCGGCAGCGCUGAACUUGUAAGUGCUAACCAAGCACAAUGGACAGCAGUGCUCAACGGGAUGCGUUAUGUCCCAGUACCCGGCAGCGAGCCGACACAAGUACAGCAAGAGAGGCAAGACCUGGCAGAUAUUCUACUCCAUACAAUGCGCGCCGUCAUUUGGAACAGCUCCAUGGGGGAGCUGCAUUGCCGGUCCACACUGCAGCUGCAGCACCAUCUGAGCCACAACGUGAAGAUACUUGCAGCAGCUGUCAAGGUCGCAGACAACCAGCUGAAACAGCUGGAUGCAUGCAUUGCUACCUUGGAGGCAAGGCCUCCCCAAGCAGCGCCAGGCUGCACGCCAGAUAUGAAAGACACGACGAAGCAGCUCAAUGGGCGUAUCCAUCAUGUCGUCAAUCUCAUCGGCGACAUAGGUGUUUUCAAUGGGCCAGACACGAUCAGUAGCACGGUGGCCGCCAUCAAGACAGACAUCACCAAGCUGCAGACGAAACCAGACGCCACUACGAAGAAUUACAAGAUGCCGCACUUCGACAUCAGCAAGUUCGACGACCACAGCAAGACAGACGCUUUGGCAUGGUGGCAACGUUUCCUCACGGAAGCAUCAUGCCGCACUGUCCCGGACGACUAUCUAAUGAAGGCGUUAUACUUACAGCUGAUUGGAGGAGCGCAGGCAUGGAUGAACCAUCUGGCAGCUACCCACACAUGCACCAUCGCCGAACUUCACACACACAUCACGUGGAAGGAUUUUGAGAACCUAUGGUUCACCCGGUUCAUGGUCCGCAACGUCAUGAAGGCGGCCAUGAACGAGGUGUACACCUGCUCUCAAUGGAGUAUGCCAACUCGAGACUGGACAACCAAGUGGCAGAAGAUAGUGACCACGCCACGCUUCGAUUUGAGCUUUCCAAAUCAACGAUCCGAGUUCUUCUCGCGAUCGUGCGCAGGAUUGCGGUCGGCACUCGGUAACGAGUACGACUAUACCUCGUUCCAGGCUAUCCUGGAUCGCGCAAACCUGGUCAUCCAAACAGACGACAAGGCCGCUAACGAGAAACAAUCCCAACCGCAUUAUGUGGCCAAGCAGGGCUGUCAACGUCCGGCACAUAACAAUGCCGUGAUUUAUGAAGAAACAGACGAUCUCCACGCUGCAGCAGCAACCUUGAGUGAUGGCGGAAUUGUAGCAGCGCUCCCGCCGAAGCGUCCCAAGAGAGUUCGGAAGAAUAAGGCGACACAAGAGACGGCAUCGACGGGAACUGGGCAGCAGCCAUGGACGGCCUACAACAUUACCAAGGAACUGUUCUCUACGUCCGGAAGAAGAACAAAGAUCUACGGUUAUGCAUCGACUAUCGCAAACUUAACGCACAAAACCGUAAAGAACGCCGGCCCUCUCCCUCGGAUUGAUGAUCUCCUUGAGCGGUUAGGCGGCGCGAUGUACUUCUCGAAGUUGGACUUGAAGUCAGGCUACCACCAGAUUGAAAUCCAACCUCAAGAUCGGUACAAGACCGCGUUCAAGACGAGGUACGGGCAUUUUGAGUGGGUUGUCAUGCCCUUUGGCCUCACCAAUGCCCCCGCGACUUUCCAAGCAGCAAUGACGACUGAGUUUCACGACUUGCUCGAUCGCAGCGUCCUCAUUUACCUUGAUGACAUCUUGGUUUACAGUAGGACGUUGGACGAGCACAUCGUACACCUUCGCGUUGUUCUGGAUCGUUUGCGACUAGCCAAGUACAGAGCGAAUCUCGACAAGUGCGAAUUUGCCAAGCAAGAGCUUGAGUACUUGGGCCAUUUUGUCACGCCGAAAAGCAUUCGUCCCUUAGCGGACAAGAUCCAAGCCAUCGUGGAUUGGCCGGAACCCCGUUGCAUGACGGAUGUACGCUCUUUCAUGGGWUUGGCUGGAUAUUAUCAGCGAUUCGUCGAGUCAUACUCGAAAGUGGCUGCUCCUUUGUCGAGACUUCAGUCCCCGAAGGUGCCCUUCGAGUUCGACGACGCAGCCCGUGGCGCGUUCACUACGUUGAAGGCAGCGAUGCAAGCCGCACCUGCCCUCCGUUUAUAUGAUCCCACCCUACCCACCCAAGUGACUACGGACGCUUCGGGAUACGGGAUUGGUGCGGUGUUGGAACAGUGUCACGAGGACGGUUGGCAUCCGGUCGAGUAUUUCUCCCAAAAGGUGCCUCUCGUAAACACUCUCGACGACGCUAGGAAGAAAGAGCUACUCGCGUUCGUCACCGUUCUCAAACGGUGGCGCCGCUUUCUUCUCGACCGUCGGCGCUACAAGUCCGAUCCGACUUACUCUACGCUUUACGCGGAGCUUUCAUCGGAUCACCCGCCGGCUAGCCAAUAUCGGAUUUCCGACGGGUUCCUUCUCCUUCACACGAGAGGAAAGGACUUGCUAGUUGUGCCCCAAGAUCGCAUCUUACGGACUCGUCUUCUCGGCGAAUUCCACGACGCACGACUUUCGGCACACCUUGGCGUGAACUGCACAUUAGCACGCCUCCGCCAGCGUUUUCACUGGCCCGACGUCCUUCAUGACGUCACGAGGUACAUUGAGUCAUGUGCAGUUUGCCACCGUAACAAGGGUCGAUCUCGAGUCCCCUUCGGCGAACUGAAACCGUUGCCGAUCCCUCGAGCACCACGCCUCUCCAUUGCUAUGGACGUGACAGGCCCGUUUCCCCGCGAUCGCCACGACCAUGACGGUAUUCUCACGGUCGUUGACCGUUUGAGCAAGUAUGCUCGCUUCCUUCCUUGCAAGUAUCAUGCUGCAGCGCCUGAGCUCGCACGACUCUUGCACACCGGUUGGAUUACCAACCAAGGUGUUCCGGAAGACAUAGUGAGCGACCGAGAUACUCGUUUCAUGUCAGCCUUCUGGACUUCCCUCAUAGCUGAGUCCGGUACGACAAUGAARCCRAGCUCGGCUCGGCAACCGCAGACGGAUGGUCAGACGGAGCGAGCGCACCAGACCGCUCAGAUGAUGUUGCGUACGCUCAUCCGUCCCGACCAGAAAGAUUGGGUUGACCGGCUUCCCGACAUCGAGUUCGCCUAUAACACUUCGGUGCACCCGGYGAUCUGCGUCACAYCAUUCGAGYUACAUCAUGGUGGAGAGAAAGCACGGAUCUUCGCUGAUCUCCUUUUGCCACAGGCUGCCGACAUAGACAUCCCUUGCUCUCCCGCUUCCGUUCGGAAGUACCGGGACUUGCUGAUCAAAGCCCGUGCAAAUAUGCAAAAGGCUCARAUCCGCAUGCAGCARYAGGCUAAYCGACGUCGACUUCCAUGUCCUUUACGUGAGGGAGACCUUGUUUGGGUCCUCUCCGAGRAAUUUGCRCUCGAGCAGGACGUUUCGYGCAAACUCCUUCCGAAAUGGUUCGAACCAUGGGAAGUCACUUCUGCCGUUGGAGACGACCCCGCAGGUCCUUCCUUCGUGAUCAACAUUCCACCGCACCUGACAGUGCAUCGGGUCUUCCACGCAUCGAAGCUGGCCAUCUACACGCCACCUUCAGCUGACGAGUUUCCCGGACGUCGAUCACAGGAUCCGCCUUCUAUGGACGGCCAUCAGGAAGUUGACCGAGUCAUCACGCACCGCAAGUAUGGCAACAAGUCAAUGCAGUACAAAGUCACAUUCAAGCAAUGUGCGCCUGACGACACUCGGUGGAUCUCUAGUGCAGACUUGCAGACUUCUGCACCCCUUAUCUUCGCCAACUAUGAGAAGACACGACUUGCUAAGGAAGCAGCUCGUCCCGCCCGACCCACCCCGAUAUCGGACAGACAACUUCGCCCUCGCAGGUAGCUCGGUCUUUUAAGAGGGGGAGUGUGUUACAUCUUCGACGCCACACGGGUCCUACCGGACCCGACUUAGGGUUAGAGGGACACGUUAGGGCCUAAAGGCCCGACCUUGGGGUAUUACACGC
Messenger RNA from Chara braunii, 4339 nucleotides. Lineage: Eukaryota; Viridiplantae; Streptophyta; Charophyceae; Charales; Characeae. The record is from the annotation of a GenBank genome assembly.